Pipistrellus kuhlii (Kuhl's pipistrelle) is the source of this 2288-nucleotide messenger RNA. It is a transcript of the gene SLC47A2, whose product is annotated as solute carrier family 47 member 2. NCBI's taxonomy places the organism in Eukaryota, Metazoa, Chordata, Mammalia, Chiroptera, Vespertilionidae. Gene Ontology annotation, molecular function: antiporter activity; xenobiotic transmembrane transporter activity. The record is from RefSeq and is a predicted model, not a curated record. The transcript has 18 exons. Gene Ontology annotation, cellular component: membrane. Gene Ontology annotation, biological process: xenobiotic detoxification by transmembrane export across the plasma membrane. Bases 189 to 1958 code for a protein of 589 amino acids.
AGGGCCAGGGCCCAAGGGUCGCCGAGGAGGCGAGGCUUGUCCCACGCUGGUCUUCAAGGCAGCCCUCCUCCCUCUCCUUACUCAUUAGCCAGCUGCCAGGUGACCUGGCCGCGGGUCCAGGCCGGGCGGGGGGUGCUCAGGCGCGUGCUCAGGCGUGCGGGGAGCCCGGCCGGCAGCCAGGGCCCGGGAUGGACAGCCUCCGGGACGCAGGGCCCCGGCAGCGCGGGGGCUGCUGCCCUGCCCCCUGCCAGCUGGUCCCCGUCGGCUUCAGGGCUGAGGCGUGGCGGCUCUUGGUCCUGUCCGGACCCCUGCUCCUGUUCCAGAUGCUGUCCUUCAUGAUCUAUGUGGUGAGCUCGGUGUUCUGCGGGCACCUGGGCAAAGUGGAGCUGGCGUCCGUGACCCUCUCCGUGGCCUUCGUCAAUGUGUGCGGCGUGUCCGUGGGCCUCGGCGUGUCCUCCGCGUGUGACACCUUGAUGUCCCAGAGCUUCGGCAGCCCCAACAAGAAGCACGUGGGGGUCAUCCUGCAGCGGGGCACGCUCAUCCUGCUGCUCUGCUGCUUCCCCUGCUGGGCGCUCUUCCUCAACACCCAGCACAUCCUGCUGCUGCUCCGGCAGGACCCCGCCGUGUCCAGGCUGACCCACGAGUACGUGCUGAUCUUCAUGCCCGCGCUCCCGGUGAUUUUUCUUUACAACCUGCUGGCAAAAUACUUGCAAAAUCAGGGGAUCGUCUGGCCCCAAGUCCUCAGCGGCCUCGUGGGCAACGGCAUCAACGCCCUGGCCAACUACGUGCUGGUGUCGGUGCUGAGCCUGGGGGUCAGGGGCUCUGCCUUCGCCAACACCCUCUCCCAGUUCGCGCAGACCGUCUUCCUGCUGCUCCACAUCACGCUGAGGAGGCUGCACCGGGACACGUGGGCAGGCUGGUCCGUGCAGUGCCUGCAGGACUGGGGCCCCUUCUUCUCCCUGGCCCUGCCCAGCAUGCUCAUGAUCUGCAUCGAGUGGUGGGCCUAUGAGAUCGGCAGCUUCCUCAUGGGCCUGCUGAGCAUGGUGGACCUCUCUGCCCAGGCUGUCAUCUACGAGGUGGCCACAGUCACCUACAUGGGAGCUUUCCUGGCAACUCAGGGCCUUUUAAACAUUCACUUUCUCAUCCCCAUGGGGCUCAGCAUCUCUGUCUGCGUCCGAGUGGGGACGUCCCUGGGAGCCGCGGACACCGUGCAAGCCCAGCGCUCCGCCGCCUCAGGCGUGCUCUGCACAGUUGGCACCUCGCUGGCUAUCGGCGCCCUGCUGAGCCUCCUGAAGAACCACCUGGGCUCCGUCUUCACCAGUGACGAGGAGGUCAUCGCCCUGGUGGACAAGGUCCUGCCCGUCUACAUCAUCUUCCAGCUGUUUGAGGCCCUCUGCUGUGUCUACGGCGGAGUCCUGAGAGGCACCGGCCGGCAGGCCUUCGGGGCCGUGGUGAACGCCAUCGCCUACUACGUGGUUGGCCUCCCGCUGGGCAUCGUCCUGGCCUUCGUGGUCAGACUGCGGACCAUGGGCCUCUGGCUGGGCAUGCUGACCUGCGGCGUGCUGGCGGCGGCGGCCCUGGCCGCCUACACUGCGCGGCUGGACUGGGCGCGGGCGGCGGCCGAGGCUGAGAAGUACGCGGGGCUGCCGCGGCGGCAGGGCAGCCAGCACCCCGAGAGCGGGCGCCCGGGAGCCGGGCCCCAGGAAGGGGCCGUGUCUGCAGUGGCCACGGGCGCCUGCCCCGGCGUCUCCCUGACGAAGUUCUCGGGCCCCGGGCGCCCCGCGGACCUCCGGGCGGACCUCGGGGCGGACCUCCAGCCGGCGGCCCCGGCCCGCCCCGCUCCCGCCCGCGGGCUGUCGGCGCGGCAGCUGGCUGUGCGCCGCGGGGCCGCGCUGGGGGCCGCGUCCGCCGCGCUGGCCGCGGGGCUGGCGGUGAGCGUCCUGGCCUCCCGGCGCUAGGGGGCGCCGCUGAGGGGGAGCCGGAGCCGCCCCGCACAGUCCCAGGCACUCCGGGGCUGCGGGGCCACAUGGCCCUCCCCGAGGCGCGCCAUAGCCCAGGGUCCCAAUGCGAUUCCGCUGUGGCCAACGGCUCCCUCCUCGCCCGACUUGAGGCGAGGCUCCGGGACUGCAGACGCUUCCAACGAGACGUUCCAGUCAGAACAACCGCCACAUUAAAAGGAAGCCUUUCCCAGCGGCUUCUGCCCCUCUGUCCGCGGCCUCCGCCCAGCGCUGGACAAGGGGCCGUGCGCCCGACCCCCCGCUUCCGGCCCGCGGUCCCCUCCUCCCCCC